AGAAAGGGCUUAAGAAUAAAGCAUUCUGGGAUGCUGCCAUAACUGCCUCAACCUUAUGGAAAAAUUCUUUGCAUUCUGAGCAAGAAUGCAAAGAAUUAAUAUCUCAGUUUCGUUAUUAUGAAGCUAAAAAAAAACCCUUCGAUUUACCUUAUGUUCAAGACCUUGAUACUUCAAUGUUAUGUAAUACAAAUGAUAAUAAUGGCAAAAGCAGUGGUAGUAUGGAUUUUAAUCCUGAAAAUCUUGUUGAUGCC
Racocetra persica is the source of this 251-nucleotide messenger RNA. NCBI's taxonomy places the organism in Eukaryota, Fungi, Glomeromycota, Glomeromycetes, Diversisporales, Gigasporaceae. The record is from the annotation of a GenBank genome assembly.